UGCCAGUGCCCGACGGCUGUCUGGUGGCGUCCCCGCGUGCUCCUCGGCCUCAGGGGCUCUGAGCAUCCUCCACUGUUUCUCAGGUCGCUCUCCCUAGUUAUUUGGAUCUCCUACUGUCAUUUCGAACUUCCUCAACGUCAUCCACUCCCCAUGUUACUCUGGGCCCCUCGAUGUUUCUCUGUCCCCUGUGUUAUUCUGGGCCUCUUCCCCUGGUUUUUCGGGUCGUUUUACUUCUGACCCGUUACCCUGGGACCUUCACUAUGACUCCGUCUCCACUGAUACCCUGUCCGGUCAUUCUCUAUUUCUUCUCCUGGACCUCUGAGCCCACAGAUGACUGUAGUCUCGUGUCCCCCUCUUCUUUCGCUCCCCCUCCUCAGUUUCUCUGCCUUCCCGGGAGACCUGAGCCUGCUCUGCGGUGGGCGAUCAUCCUUCACCCGCACUGCGCCUCCCUCUGUGGUUCCCACGUUCCUGGGCAGUACUCCAUAUUUCCCCCCUGGUACUCCAUGGUACUCCCUGCCUUUGCGGAGGCUGAGACAGCAGCAGGAAGGGAGCUCUGCCAGGCUCCUCGCCUGCCCUGCCAGAAGGAGGCCCUUGAUCCUCUACCACCCGUCUCCUCCCCUCUGGGCCAGCCUCCAAGCCUGGGGCUGCUUGAAGGGGGUAGUCCUAUUGGACAAAUGCAAACUUGGGGGAAGACAAUCCCCUCAACCCCUUUCUUCGGGGGGUGGGCACGUUCUGAGUGCUUCUUGCCCCUUUCCCAGGUGAGGGCCCUGCUCAGGAGGCCCUGCAGUCCUUGAGCCGGCGGCUUCAGGUGCAGGAGAAGGAGAUGGAGCUGGUAAAGGCAGCCCUGGCAGAGGCCCUCCGCCUGCUGCGGCUGCACACGCCCCCCACCCUCCUGCAGGACCCUGGCACGCCCGCUCCGCCACGGGACAGCCCUGCAGCGCCCCCAGGACUGCCACCCACAUGUGGCCCCUCCUUGGUGAGCCGGGGCACCCAGACCGAGACAGAGGCAGAGACGGAGCCAUCCCCUGGACCCCCUGGCCUGAGCAAUGGGCCCCCAGCCCCCCAGGGGGGCAGCGAAGAGCCUGGUGGGACCCAGUCUGAAGGAGGGGGCAGCAGCAGCAGUGGCACUGGCUCCCCUGGCCCCCCGGGGGUCCUCAGGCUUGUGCAGCCCCCACAGCGUGCUGACACAGCGGCCUCGGCAGAAACUCUCCCGGAAGGCAGCUUCCUCAGCCAACCUGCUGUUGCGGUCAGGGAGCACAGAGAGCCGUGGGGGGAAAGACCCCCUCUCCAGCCCCGGGGGUCCUGGGUCUCGGAGGAGCAACUAUAAUUUGGAAGGCAUCUCAGUGAAGAUGUUCCUUCGUGGCCGCCCCAUUACCAUGUACAUCCCGUCUGGCAUCCGCAGCCUUGAGGAGCUGCCCAGCGGCCCACCCCCGGAGACCCUCAGCCUUGACUGGGUUUAUGGGUACAGGGGUCGUGACUCCCGCUCUAAUCUGUUUGUGCUGCGCUCUGGGGAGGUGGUCUACUUUAUCGCUUGUGUGGUGGUGCUGUACCGGCCCGAGGGAGGCCCAGGGGGUCCUGGAGGUGGCGGCCAGAGACAUUACCGGGGCCACACGGACUGCGUUCGCUGCCUGGCCGUCCACCCCGAUGGUGUUCGUGUAGCCUCAGGACAGACAGCUGGAGUGGAUAAAGAUGGAAAGCCCCUGCAGCCGGUGGUUCACGUCUGGGACUCAGAGACCCUGCUGAAGCUGCAGGAGAUUGGACUGGGGGCCUUCGAGCGGGGUGUGGGAGCCCUGGCCUUUUCAGUGGCGGAUCAGGGUGCUUUUCUUUGUGUGGUGGAUGAUUCCAAUGAGCACAUGCUGUCAGUGUGGGACUGUAGCCGAGGCACAAAGCUGGCUGAGAUCAAGAGUACAAAUGACUCAGUCUUGGCCGUUGGCUUCAGCCCUCGUGACAGCAGUUGCAUUGUCACCAGCGGGAAAUCCCACGUCCACUUCUGGAACUGGAGCGGAGGAGCAGGGCUUCCUGGGAACGGGACGCUCACCCGGAAACAGGGUGUCUUUGGGAAAUACAAGAAACCCAAGUUUAUCCCUUGCUUUGUGUUCCUCCCGGAUGGAGACAUUCUCACUGGGGAUUCAGAGGGGAACAUUCUGACCUGGGGGCGGAGCCUCUCAGAUUCCAGGACCCCAGGCAGGGGUGGGGCCAAAGAGACCUACGGGAUUGUAGCCCAGGCCCACGCUCAUGAAGGUUCCAUCUUUGCCCUCUGUCUCCGGCGGGACGGGACAGUGCUGAGUGGUGGUGGACGGGACCGCCGGCUGGUCCAGUGGGGGCCGGGAUUGGUGGCCUUCCAGGAGGCUGAGAUUCCUGAACACUUCGGGGCUGUGCGGGCCAUUGCAGAGGGGCUGGGCUCCGAGCUGCUGGUGGGAACCACGAAGAAUGCGUUGCUGAGGGGAGAUCUGGCCCAGGGCUUCUCCCCUGUAAUCCAGGGCCACACGGAUGAGCUCUGGGGGCUCUGCACGCAUCCCUUCCAGAACCGCUUCCUGACCUGUGGCCACGACCGGCAGCUCUGCCUGUGGGAUGGGGAGGGCCAUGCGCUGGCCUGGAGCAUUGACCUCAAGGAGACGGGUCUGUGUGCUGACUUCCACCCCAGUGGGGCAGUUGUGGCCGUAGGACUGAACACAGGGAGGUGGCUGGUUUUGGACACAGAGACCCGGGAGAUCGUGUCGGACAUCACUGACGGCAAUGAGCAGCUCUCAGUGGUCCGGUACAGCCCAGAUGGGUUGUACCUGGCCAUCGGUUCCCAUGACAACAUGAUCUACAUCUAUAGCGUUUCCAGUGAUGGUGCCAAGUCCAGCCGCUUUGGCCGCUGUGUGGGUCACUCCAGCUUCAUCACUCAUCUUGACUGGUCCAAGGAUGGGAGUUUCAUCAUGUCCAAUUCCGGGGACUAUGAGAUCCUUUACUGGGACGUGGUUGGAGGCUGCAAGCUCCUGAGGAAUCGCUAUGACAGCCGAGACCGGGAGUGGGCCACCUAUACCUGCGUGCUGGGCUUCCACGUCUAUGGCGUGUGGCCAGACGGCUCGGAUGGCACCGACAUCAACUCCCUGUGCCGCUCCCACAACGAACGCGUGGUGGCCGUGGCCGACGACUUCUGCAAAGUGCACCUGUUCCAGUACCCGUGCGCGCGAGCCAAGGCGCCGAGCCUCGUGUACGGCGGCCACGGCAGCCACGUGACCAGCGUCCGGUUCACGCACGACGACUCGCACCUCAUCUCGCUGGGCGGCAAGGACGCCAGCAUCUUCCAGUGGCGAGUGCUGGGCGCUGGGGGCGCGGGGCUGGCGCCCGCCACGCCCUCUCGAACCCCCUCCCUGUCCCCCGCCUCCUCUCUCGACGUCUGACCGCUGCGGGAGGGGACCCACCGGCCCUGCGGCGCGGCUCCGCCCCACCCGAAGCCCCCAGGACCAGGGGCCGACCUUUCCUGGACUUCGAGACAUUCCCGAUCGCUCGUUUCCCUGGAGGGGGCGAAUGGCACCCCCGCACACACUGUAGAGACCCGCUGGCUGAGCCGGGCCGACCCAGCCUGGGCCCUGACUCCCGCCGCCUGCUGAGGGGCAAUAAACCAAAAGCAAAGUC
Messenger RNA from Odobenus rosmarus divergens (Pacific walrus), 3624 nucleotides. RefSeq names its product echinoderm microtubule associated protein like 3 (gene EML3). The transcript is spliced from 21 exons. The record is from RefSeq and is a predicted model, not a curated record. Gene Ontology annotation, cellular component: mitotic spindle. Gene Ontology annotation, biological process: microtubule cytoskeleton organization. Bases 1047 to 3389 code for a protein of 780 amino acids. Lineage: Eukaryota; Metazoa; Chordata; Mammalia; Carnivora; Odobenidae. Gene Ontology annotation, molecular function: microtubule binding.